Molecule: messenger RNA, 1742 nt
Organism: Dunckerocampus dactyliophorus (ringed pipefish)
Lineage: Eukaryota; Metazoa; Chordata; Actinopteri; Syngnathiformes; Syngnathidae
Gene: tyw5
Product: tRNA-yW synthesizing protein 5
Exons: 8
Coding region: 40-1077 (345 amino acids)
Biological process (GO): wybutosine biosynthetic process
Molecular function (GO): tRNA binding; 2-oxoglutarate-dependent dioxygenase activity
Source: RefSeq, a predicted model, not a curated record
UAUAAAGCAUGCAUUUACAUUUGUGAGCAUUUGUGUAAAAUGGCGUCUCAGAAAACAAUACACGUCCCAAUAUUUACAAACGUAGAUCGGGAUGUAUUUCUGCAAGAUAUUUAUCCAGGGCAUAAACCAGCCGUGCUGAGGGGUGUGUAUCUGGGGCCAUGUGUGGACAAAUGGACUGUCGAGUAUCUUGGACAAAAGGGUGGAGAAAAGGAGGUGAAGAUACAUGUUUCCACAGUGCCACAGAUGAAUUUCCUGCAGAAAAACUUUGUGUACAGAAACAUUUCAAAACUCACAAUGCUUCAUGUUGACAGGACGCUUCCAUUCAAUGAAUUUGUGAAAAGGACAUCUGAGAAGAAACACUCAGACUUCUUCCUGUGUGAGGACGAGAGUUAUUACCUUCGAUCUUUGGGAGAAGAUGCUCGAAAGGAACCUGCUGAUCUGAGCAAACAGUUCCCAGAAUUAGCAGAGGACUUCCAUGUCCCACCUUUCUUUGACGCCCACCAGUUUUUCUCCAGUGUCUUCCGCAUCAGCUCCUGUGGUCUUCAGCUGUGGACACACUACGACGUAAUGGAUAACCUUCUGGCUCAGGUGACAGGGAGGAAAAGAGUGGUUCUCUACAGCCCCCAGGACGCAUUGCACCUUUAUUUGAAAGGUGACAAAUCAGAGGUAGUAGAAAUUGACUCGCCGGACCAGAACUUGUUUCCUGACUUUGUAAAGGCAGCGAGAUACGAGUGUACGCUGGAGCCUGGAGAUCUGCUCUUCAUUCCCGCGCUGUGGUUCCAUAACACCCUUGCACUGCAGUUUGGUGUCGGUGUGAACGUGUUCUGGCGCCAGCUGCCUGUAGACCGCUACGACAGAAAGGACUCUUAUGGUAACAAAGACCCAGUGGCUGCAAGUCGAGCCCUUCAAGCACUGGAGCGAGCGCUGCACCAUCUGGAUGAACUGCCACCUGAGUACCGCGACUUCUAUGGACGUCGAAUGAUUCAGCAAAUACAGAAGCGGACCUUCGUUGGUUGUCCAUCAAGCACAAGCACAAACACAACAACAGCCAGCAGUCCGUCCAUCAAACCUGCAUGACUUGUUAGCACACCACAUUGGAUUUGUGAAAUAUGAAGAAAAUCCAAGGAAUUACUAACACCAUUCUUACACAAAACUCAUGCUUGAGUAAAAGUAAAGAUACCUUCCAGGAAAAUGACUUGAGUAUAAGGCUUAAUGUAGCUGCUAUUUAUUGUACUUCAAAGUACGCUCACUAAAAAUGUGCUCAAGUAUUCAAAGUAAAUGUACAAGUAAAAAGUAAAAGUGUUUGUUUAUGUAGCCUCAGAUCAUGGGUCGGGAAACUUUCUAGCUAAGAGAACCAUGAAAGCCACUUUUAAAAAUAUGUACAGUAUUUCCGUGAGCGCCAUAUACAUUUUUUUUUAACACCAAACAACCGAAUAUGUGUAUUUUUAAUCAAGACCAACAAUUUUAGAAUAUAAUAAGUCUUAAGUAUAUUAUUUUUGAUAACAUUGUUAGACUGAAGCUAACCAAUAAUAAAUAAAAUGGUUCUAACCAUUAAUGUGAUUUCUGGUUCCACAUGGUUUUGCAACGUACUCCGUAUCCUUCUUUUUGCCAUCUUGGUCAAAAGGGUUUGCUCUGCAGAAUUAGCUAGUUAUUUGGUGAAAGGAGGGAAGACCCCAGUAGGCGAGCGCAUUAUCCAAUAAUAAUAAAGUUUCUUACUUUCUGAACUCCUACUAGCCUCUUUG